CACAGCUGUCAAAGCAAACAUGGCCACCAAAACCUCGGAGAGUGAAAAGUGGAGGCGACGCAAAUUGUCGAAGAACAUCGACAAUGACAACGACUGCGCCAGUUUGGCGUGGCUCUUAAACUUCAGGCUGGACGAAGUGGUCAACGUGAGGGUGCCUGACGACGAACCGGUCGUGAAAGAAGCGAAGGUGGAUGUGGAAUCGCCAGCGGUGAGGAAGCCCCCGUAUACUUAUCCUGAACUGAUUGAACGAGCGCUCCGGGAGAACGGAGAGCUGACUGUAUCCGGGAUCUAUCAGUGGAUAUCUGAUCGUUUCCCGUUCUACAAAGCCAACGACGAACGCUGGAAGAAUUCCGUUCGACACAAUCUCUCCAUAAACCCUCAUUUUCGUAAAGGAGCCAGAGCACCGCAGGGGGCCGGUCAUCUGUGGUCUCUGGCCGCUAACGCCAUAGACCUGCUGCCGUUGAGGAAUACGCCCAUGCCCGAAGAAAAGGCGGCCGAGCCACUUCACACUGCCAAAAUAAUUGGUUUCCCUAAAGUAAUCGUAUUGGACGAGGCUGCCAUAGCAGCAGCAAGCAUUAUUCCAGAUCAAGAUUUGUUCAGUGGAAGCACAAUGUUCCUGAAUCCAGUCUCAGCAGAGCAAGUGAUCAGGGAAUGCGGUCUGAUCACUGUCGAUUGAAGAUAUCGGCUUCCGCGUUUCGAGAUUGUGAAGUGAUUUUGUUUUAACCUUAACCUUUAUAUGCACACGGUAGGGUUGAACGUUUCUGUUACCGCAUUCUUAUUCUCGUACAGGGUUGCACCCGGUCGAAUGAUGACAAUUGACUUUUACUUUUCGAAUUAAAAAUUUCAAAAGAUAAUAUGUUCUCUUGAGGAUACAGUCUAUGUAGGUACGUAUAGACUGGUGAAAGGCUAUUUAGUUUAAGCGACAUUCUUGCAACUUUACAGGACAUCCAUUUAAAGUUUAAAAUUUGGAAAAAAUAUCCUGACAAAAAACUUCAGUUAUUCGAAUGGGGUGAACCUAAUUGAAUUAAAUAGAAAGCAUCGGAUUGUUGUUAUAUUUUUUAUUUUUUCAUCAUAGA
This is a messenger RNA of Bombyx mandarina (wild silkworm), 1076 nucleotides long. RefSeq lists its product as uncharacterized. NCBI's taxonomy places the organism in Eukaryota, Metazoa, Arthropoda, Insecta, Lepidoptera, Bombycidae. Gene Ontology annotation, biological process: regulation of DNA-templated transcription. The record is from RefSeq and is a predicted model, not a curated record. Gene Ontology annotation, cellular component: nucleus. Gene Ontology annotation, molecular function: cis-regulatory region sequence-specific DNA binding; DNA-binding transcription factor activity.